ACUUUUUGUCCCUCAGUCAAUAACCCAACGUAACAGAGCAUGUGCAAAUCGAAAGGUGAAGCAGAUAGCUAGGUCAAUUAUAAACAUUGAUAAUAACUAUCUAGCUUCUUGUCGUACUUGAUUAAUGCUCGCAAGAAGGAGAUAUUCUUCAAAGUAUAUAUUUAAGUGUUUCAGGUGGAUAACAGAAAGAAGAGGCCCAACAGGAUGGCCAGUGUGCUCUGUAACAGAGCCAGGCUGGUGACGUACCUGCCUGGGCUUCAUGUACUGGUCCGCCGGAUCGUUGGAUCCAACCGGAGAACAUUCUCUAAUGCUGGAUCUUCUGGCUCUGAUGAGUCUCGCAUAGCCAUCACACCCCCUGACCUUGGACCCAGGACCGUGUGGCCAGAUGAGAGCAUGGGCCCGUUUGGGCCUCAGGACCAGCGCUUUCAGCUGCCAGGUACCUGUGGCUUUGAUUGCCACCUAGAGGGGACGGUCGAACAGAGAAUGAAAGGCUCGGUCCACCGAAUGGUGCCUGACAUCCUGUCUGCCCCUUCCAGCAGCGAGAGGCAUGAGUUCAUCCUGGCCCAAUUUGUUGGAGAGUUCCAAGGGAAAGAGGCCUCUCCCCCAGAACAAAAUGUCAACAGAGCAGAACAGUACUUUGAUAACUCCAGUGUGGAGUGUGCCAUACAGUCCUGCCCUGAGCUUCUGAAGAAAGAUUUCGAGUCAAUGUUUCCGGAGGCCCCUAACAACGACAUGACUGUUGUCACGGUGACCCAGAAGACACAGAACGACAUGACGACAUGGUGUGAGGAGGUGGACAAAGAGAGAGAAUUGAUGCUAGACAAGUUUAUUGCUGGUGCCAAGGAGAUCUGCUAUGCCCUGAGGACAGAAGGCUUCUGGGCUGACUUCAUUGACCCAUCCUCCGGCCUGGCGUUUUUUGGGUCAUACACCAACAACACGCUGUUCGAGACAGACGAGAGAUACUGUAAUUUGGGCUUCAGCAUCGAGGACCUGGGGUGCUGCAAAGUCAUCCGGCACAACUUGUGGGGAACGCACGUUUUUGUGGGGACCGUUUUGACCAACGCACCUCCCCAUAGCCUUAUUAUGACAAAGCUGCAAGGGAACUAAACCUGAAGCAUGUGGGGUGUCAGGCAUAUGGCUGCUAUCAAAACAUGUCAUGUCUCUUUACACAGACCUAAACUACAGUGUCAGGAAGCUAUUUUUGUGUAGUUCACAUUUGUACAGAACCGCCUAAAAAAACUGUACUCUGAUAUGGGGACAUUCCCACAGUUCAUGGCGGUUUUACAAGUAUAUUUUUUUAGCAUCUCUGUCUGAGACAGUUAUUUUCAUUUCGUGUGUUGUGGUGGAAGGUCUGAUUUUAAUAGGGUCUCUCUUGCAAAGAUGAUAUGAUUUGAGACUAAGAGCUGCUUAAAUAAAGCUUCAUGUGGAUGGUUGAAGGAGUGGAACUUCAUUCCACCCUUGAUUUGGGGUGUCGCAUUUUUAUUAGAAGAUAAUGGUUUUAUUUUCUGAUUUCACUGUGAACCUCAUGCGUGCUUAUUUAAUUUUUGUGUUCAGAAGGGGGAAUUGUCCACUUCACAGGUCUUGAGAUCUAGUUAAAAUCCUUGUGUAUUAUAAUUGUGACUAAUCAAUGCACUGGGUUUAGAAACAUGAAGUGUGGGGCUUUACUCUUUCUGAGGUGUUCUUGAGGGUUUCACAUGUACAUGUAUUGAAAUGCAAUAAAUCCAAUAAUCCUCA
This is a messenger RNA of Esox lucius (northern pike), 1734 nucleotides long. It is a transcript of the gene mmadhcb, whose product is annotated as metabolism of cobalamin associated Db. The transcript is spliced from 8 exons. Lineage: Eukaryota; Metazoa; Chordata; Actinopteri; Esociformes; Esocidae. Gene Ontology annotation, cellular component: mitochondrion. The record is from RefSeq and is a predicted model, not a curated record. The coding region runs from base 205 to 1107 and encodes 300 amino acids. Gene Ontology annotation, biological process: cobalamin metabolic process.